Messenger RNA from Oncorhynchus nerka (sockeye salmon), 2297 nucleotides. RefSeq lists its product as uncharacterized. Lineage: Eukaryota; Metazoa; Chordata; Actinopteri; Salmoniformes; Salmonidae. Gene Ontology annotation, molecular function: nucleotide binding. The transcript has 14 exons. The coding region runs from base 297 to 1649 and encodes 450 amino acids. The record is from RefSeq and is a predicted model, not a curated record.
CUCGCACGCGUCAACGAGCUCCUACGAAAUAGGUCUGAAAUAGGUCUUGGUUCUAUUUUUGACGAUUGACGCACUGCAAGUCCAGCCUCUCCCAUCUCAUUGAUUUUUAGGAGCAUAUACCCACGCAGGUGAUUGGAAGCUGGCGGUCCACACUCCAGUCCAGUUGUUGGUGGUAAUGCACCUCAAAGUUGGUUGCUAACUGCCAUAUAAAGUCGAUUACUAGAAACUAUCUAAAUUUCCCCAUUUAUCUGUGGAUUAAUUGACGGAUUAGAUAACACGAUGUUGUGUGACUCAAAAUGGGUCACAUUUCUACAAAGAUCCAGGAAAAAAAGGACCCUGCGCAUUUCAGCAGGGCCCAGAAAGACAGGAUGGCAUCACCUGUGGAUGUCAUUGUGGUGGGAGCUGGGAACCGUGGGGAGACAUACUCACACUUUGCCUCCCUCCAGCCUCAACGCAUGCGAGUCAUUGGAGUGGCUGACCCCAGGAAAUUUGCACGGGAGAAACUUCAGAAGCAACACAGAAUAGCAGAUGUCAACGUGUUUGCUGAUUGGCGUGCUAUAGUACAAAGGGAGAAGUUUGCUGAUGCUGUGUUCAUUUGUACUCCAGACCGCCAACAUAAGAACCCCGCUGUGGCACUGGCAAAGAAAGGCUACCAUAUUCUUCUGGAGAAGCCCAUGGCUGUAACAGCUGAGGACUGCACAGAGAUUGUAAGAACUUGCAUUCAAAAUGGUGUGAUGCUAACAGUGUGCCAUGUCCUCCGAUAUGACCCUGUCAUUCACAAGAUAAAAGUGCUGAUGGACAGUGGAGCGAUUGGAGACCCGGUCCAUAUUCAACACCUAGAACCAGUGGGUUUCUUUCACUUUGCCCACUCCUUUGUUCGAGGGAACUGGAGGAAUGAGGCUGAGAGCUCUUUUGCACUUCUGGCCAAAUCCUGCCAUGACAUUGACUUGAUACAUCACUGGGCUGGAGGACGAAGGUGUUUGAAAGUGUCAUCAUUUGGAUCUCUCAGUCACUUCCGCAAAGAGAAAAGGCCACCAGGUGCUGCAGACCGCUGCCUAGACUGCCCUGUAGAGGAAUCUUGCCCAUAUUCUGCACGCAAGAUCUACCUGGACAGAGUCAAACAGGGCUGUGUGGGCUGGCCCGUGUCUGUGAUAUGUUCCAGCUCUCUCCCAGACAUUGAGUCUGUGACCGAGGCUCUGAAAUCAGGGCCGUACGGCCGCUGUGUCUACCAGUGUGACAACGACGUCUGCACCAACCAGGUGGUGAACAUGGAGUUUGAAGGGGGUCUUACAGCUGCUUUUUCCAUGGUGGCAUUUACAGAGGAGAUAUGUAAGCGGAGGACCACCAUCUAUGGCAGCAAGGGGGAGCUGUCGUGUGACGGACAUGAGAUUCGAGUGUUUGACUUCCUCACAGGGAGGGCCACCAAGCACACAGCAGAGACUUGCGCCCCAGGGGCCUUUGGCAUGGGCGGGCACGGCGGGGCGGACUACCAACUGGUGGAAGCCUUCAUCUCUGCUGUGGCGAGUGGAGAUGCAUCUUUUAUCCGUUCCGGACCAGAGGAGACUCUACUGAGCCACAAGCUGGUGUUUGAGGCUGAGCGGUCUCGACUGGAGAGCAAGGUGGUGUUCUGUGGGACUGACCAGGACUAGACGUCUACAUGAACGGUGACGUGAAGGGACAUAAUCAUCAUUUUGAUCAUCAACAUUAAUGAUUAAACUCUAAUAACAGAGCUCACUCAGGCAGCACAUGAAAAUGAUUAACUGGAUAUUUAAUGGAUAUUUGAUUUUACUGUAUGUAAUUUGUAGCUAGGCCUAGUGUUGAGAUUGCUUAAUUCUCAAGGAUUGUUUCAUGUGCACAUUCCAUGAAAAUGAUUUUCUUAACAAAAUGUGAUGUAUGUACUGUUUGUCAUGUCAGCAACUGUUUUUAUGUGAGAAACUGAUUUUCAAAUAAUCAUAUUUUGCCAGUUUUCUAAAAUGUUGUGUGUUCUAAUAUCUUGUAUGAAACUGGAAUCAAGGCCCCCUCGAAGAUGCUUUUGAAAUUACACACAUGUAGCCUAUCUAAGCAAACAUCUAUAAAUACACCCCAUGCACUUACCAAAAAUGCCUCUUUUACUGUAUUGUACUUUGCUCUAAAUUACUCUUCUUUUGUAUCGUCAUUAGCACAGUAUAGAUGAUACCAAUUCUUGCUCCAAGACGCUGCCAAUUUGGAUAACCGAAAAAGACAAUUGUGCUGAUUUAUUGGCACGUUGAACCAUGUUGCACGCCAUAGUAAAAAUAAAAUGUCUUAUCUGAGUCUGA